CUAAAUGCAGUUUAGCCAAUCCUUCCUGAGAGUUGUCUCGGACAUGAACCCACAGAAAUUAAAAAUUUUGAAGCUCUAAACACGGCAUAAGGCGCUUGACAUUUCCACCAACGUUCCGGUUUCGCCCAUUCAGAUAGAGAACAGGAGAGAGAAAGGGAGGAAGGAACCUCUGAAACUCCCUCUCUCUAUCUCUCUCUGUGUUCACCAGAUCUCAACUACCGUGGACACCCAUUUGAUUCUUCCCUGUAUUCUUCCAUUCUUUUGGUUCAUUUGACCUCGGAAUAGUUUAAUUGGUCUAUUUGUGUCUUGACAAUACGCAUUAGGGAUGCCGAAUUGGGAGCUCAAAAACUGUUGUAAGCAUGACCAGGUCGUGUUUCUGACGACCGUAGGAAUCUGUACUGUUGCAAUCCUCGCGCUUUGGAGGACAAUAUUUUUGACACCAUUCAAGCUCAUCACUGUUUUUCUCCACGAAGCAAGUCAUGCUAUUGCUUGCAAACUAACAUGUGGUCAUGUGGAGGGGAUCCAAGUUCAUGCAAAUGAAGGUGGAGUUACACAAACUCGUGGUGGUGUAUAUUGGUUAAUUUUGCCUGCUGGAUACAUUGGUUCUUCAUUUUGGGGAAUGGUUCUUAUACUGGCAUCUACAAAUCUUCUAACUGCAAGAAUUGCUGCUGCAUGUUUUGGUAUAGCCUUGCUUAUUGUACUAUUUGUUGCUAAAAAUUGGACACUUCGAGGACUUUGUAUUGGGUUUAUCAUUUUCCUUGCCGUAAUUUGGCUUUUACAAGAAACGACGAAAGUCCGCAUUCUUAGAUACAUCAUUAUGUUCAUUGGUGUAAUGAACAGCUUGUUUUCAGUAUAUGAUAUAUAUGAUGAUCUAAUAUCCCGAAGAGUUCACACCAGUGAUGCUGAAAAGUUUGCAGACCAUUGUCCAUGCCCUUGCAAUGGUGUUGCAUGGGGAGUUAUCUGGGGAUUAAUAUCAUUUUUGUUUCUCUGUGGAGCCAUGUACCUAGGACUUGUCGUCUUGUCUUGAGGUACCACUUGCUUACAUGAUCAUUAUUUUAUUAUAUUCUUACAUGCAGAACCUGCUAUGUCUUCAAUGAGGUAGUUUUGGGCUUGAGGAUCCUGAACCUCUCUAGUCAAAAUCUCAGGUGUCAUUUUAUAACAGCUAAUGUGGUUGAACUGAAUGACUUGUUGCUUUGUCUUUUAGUGGAUAAGUAAUGGAAGAGAUUGUGAACUCCUUAAUGGCUGGAGCUGAAGUUGAGUUGAUUAAUAUGGUUGAAUAUUUUA
Messenger RNA from Nelumbo nucifera (sacred lotus), 1284 nucleotides. RefSeq lists its product as uncharacterized. The record is from RefSeq and is a predicted model, not a curated record. Lineage: Eukaryota; Viridiplantae; Streptophyta; Magnoliopsida; Proteales; Nelumbonaceae.